Lottia gigantea (owl limpet) is the source of this 459-nucleotide messenger RNA. RefSeq lists its product as hypothetical. Bases 1 to 459 code for a protein of 152 amino acids. Lineage: Eukaryota; Metazoa; Mollusca; Gastropoda; Lottiidae. The record is from RefSeq and is a predicted model, not a curated record. The transcript is spliced from 3 exons.
AUGUCGUAUCCUUUUUUCAAGAAUAUCGGAAAUCCGUUUUCGAAUACUGGGCGAGGACCAUCUGAAUGUGAAUUGAAAGGUUAUCAAGUAUAUGUAAAUCUGGGCAUUUGCCUGAAAAUAAACGCAACUGAAGUUGGCUGGGAUGCUGCUUAUGACGUUUGCCAACAAGAUAGUGGAUAUCUUCUAAAUAUAUACACAGAUGAAAUAUACAGUGCUCUUGAACAGUUUACCACGGAUCAUGGUGUAGAAAAGGUAUAUAUUGGUGGUUAUGGCGUGAAAUCUAAUGGGUUUGAAUGGUCGAGAGGUGGACAAAUAAAAACUGAAUAUUGGAAUGCUUAUGAACCAGAUAAUCAUCAAGGGACAGAAUACUGUGUAUCGUACUUCAAUGGAGAUACUAUUGGCUUGUAUGACAUAGUCUGCACCGAAAAGCAACCAUUUGUUUGUGAACUAAUGCUUUAA